Messenger RNA from Vidua macroura (Pin-tailed whydah), 3694 nucleotides. RefSeq names its product solute carrier family 25 member 42 (gene SLC25A42). The record is from RefSeq and is a predicted model, not a curated record. The transcript has 8 exons. Lineage: Eukaryota; Metazoa; Chordata; Aves; Passeriformes; Viduidae. Gene Ontology annotation, biological process: transmembrane transport. Gene Ontology annotation, cellular component: mitochondrial inner membrane. The coding region runs from base 209 to 1579 and encodes 456 amino acids.
AAUUGUGGAUCUUUUGGUGUUUCUGCUCCUUUUCCCUGGAAAUUAUGGAUGUUUUGGUGUUUCUGCUCCUUUUCCCUAGAAAUUAUGGAUGUUUUGGUGUUUCUGCUCCUUUUCCCUAGAAAUUGUGGAUCUUUUGGUGUUUCUGCUCCUUUUCCCUAGAAAUUGUGGAUCUUUUGGUGUUUCUGCUCCUUUUCCCUAGAAAUUGUGGAUGUUUUGGUGUUUCUGCUCCUUUUCCCUAGAAAUUGUGGAUGUUUUGGUGUUUCUGAUCCUUUUCCCUGGAAAUUAUGGAUAUUUUGGUGUUUCUGCUCCUUUUCCCUGGAAAUUAGGGAUAUUUUGGUGUUUUAUGGCAGCUGAGCUCUUUGAGGGGCGAGAAGGGCGGGAGCUGCAGCUCUGCUGGCCCCGUGGAAGUGUGACUGGUAUGGGUAAUGGUGUGAGAGAAGGUCCAGUGGAAUUCCAGAGGGAUGUGGAGCCCGUCACGGCCCGAAUUGCAGCAGAGGAUAACCAGGAGAAGAAGAAAGUGCUGAACUCCCUGAUGUCCGGGGCUCUGGCUGGGGCUGUGGCUAAAACUGCAGUGGCUCCUCUGGACAGGACAAAAAUCAUGUUCCAAGUGUCUUCAAAAAGAUUUUCUGCUAAGGAAGCGUACAGGCUGAUUUAUCACACCUACCUCAACGAGGGCUUCUGGAGCCUCUGGAGAGGGAAUUCCGCCACCAUGGUGCGGGUGAUCCCCUACGCCGCCAUCCAGUUCUGCGCCCACGAGGAGUACAAGCAGAUCCUGGGCAACUACUACGGAUUCCAGGGAAAGGCACUGACACCUUUCCCUCGCUUCAUUGCUGGCUCCCUGGCUGGCACCACGGCUGCCAUGGUCACCUACCCCCUGGACAUGGUCCGUGCCCGCAUGGCUGUCACGCCCAAGGAGAUGUCUGCUCUCCCCGUGUCCCCACGCCAGGUACAGCAGCAUUGUCCACGUCUUCAUCCGGAUAUCCCGGGAGGAGGGGCUGAAAACCUUGUACAGGGGCUUCACACCCACCAUCCUGGGCGUCAUUCCCUACGCUGGCCUCAGCUUCUUCACCUACGAGACGCUGAAGAAAGUGCACGCAGAGCACAGCGGGAGGGCGCAGCCCUCGCCCCCGGAGCGGCUGCUGUUCGGGGCGUGCGCCGGCCUCAUCGGGCAGUCGGCCUCGUACCCGCUGGACGUGGUGCGGCGCCGCAUGCAGACGGCCGGCGUGCUGGGCCACACCUACAGCUCCAUCCUGCUCACCAUGCAGGACAUCGUCCGCGAGGAGGGACUCGUCCGAGGCCUGUACAAAGGGCUCAGCAUGAACUGGGUGAAAGGCCCCAUCGCCGUGGGGAUCAGCUUCACCACCUUCGACCUGACGCAGAUCCUGCUCCGCAAGCUGCAGCACGGCCCCGGCCUCGAGAGGUAGUGGCUCCGUGGCCCAAAGAGCAGUUUGUUCUUCCCUGGCCUCCCACGUGCUCCUGCAGCUGGGAACUCCCCCGUUUGUUGGGGUUGUUUGUUUUUUUUUUUUCCUGUUGGUCCCGGAUAUUUUUUUUUUUUCCCCUUUUUAAUUUGGAAGCCUAACCGUUCCCUAAGUGAAAAAUUCCCGAUCCUGCAGAGCUGAGUCCUCCUCCAAAGCAGCUGCCUCACCCUUCUGGUGGACUCUGCCCCCAGGAGUGGAGCCUCCCCACCCCACCUGUGCUGCUCCUGGCUCCUCACCUGGCUCUCCGUGGGCAGAUGGAAGCGGUGGAUGAUGGAAGAGAAGGCUCGGAGCUCUUGGGAAUGAACCCCUGGAUCUGGGGAGGGGCAGUUUUGUAGCUCCCCACAUUCUGCCAAGUGCAAUAUCCCAGUGCAGUCCGCAGGGAAUUCCAGAUUCCUCUGGGCUGUGAAAGCAGGGCAGAGCAGGCCCAGGACACUACACUUGUUCCGAAAGCUGAAUGUUUCCUCUGGCUGGGAAUGCUGCCCUUUUCCUAUGGAUUUCCCUUGGUUUUGGGUUGAGCUGCCAAUCGAUGUCCCUCGUUUGUGGUGUCCCUCUGAGAUUACCAAAGACUGGAGGCAGCAGAGGAGGGGAGUUCCGAGCCCUUUUAUAAAGGAAAUUUUCCUCUGCGUGCUGUCGGUGUCGCCGAGCAAGGGCUGUGCCUGGAUUCCCAAACUGGACCCGCUCCAGCUGCAUUUGUGUUUUCCCUCUGUGCUGCCCUGCCCUGGAGAGGCAGCGUUUUCCAGGGCUGCACGCACUGAGGAAGGAGGUGUUCCCUCCUCCAAAAGCCCCUUUGUUUCAUUCAGUGUUGUCGCUGCUCUAUGCACCGUGUGAGAACAAAUCCUGCUGCAGCCCCAACAAAAGCUGUCCCUGGGAGCUGAGCCCAGCUCCUGGGCGUCCUGGUUGUCCUGUUUGGUACCUGCUGUGUAGGUCCUGUCACCCCUGUUCAGUAACUCAUCCCCUCAGCUGCUUUAUCCCUAAAAUUCCCCUUGGAAUUUAAUCCUUGUGGGCACCACAGCGUUGACCCUACAGUGCCAAUCACUUCCAGCUGGGAUUCGACAACGAACGGUCGAGAAUCUCUCAGUGUUCCUCUUUCCAAUCAGUUUUCAGGGAAAUGGAGAUUUUUUUUUUUUUUGGUGGGUGAUCAUUCCCUCUGUUAAAUUCAGAGGUCAGAGCAGACUUCAGACUCCUCUGAUGAUCCGAUGACACAAACCAAGGUGGAAAAAUCCCUUUCCAGGGAGUCCAUAAUGUAAGGAAAAAAAAAAUAUUUACCUUAAAGCCUGUCCUUUCCUGGUUGUUCUGUACUUGAGCUGUUGUAGCUGGGUGGGAUGAGUGGGAAUGGAAGGAAUUGCACAAGGGGGCAGGAGCAGCCUUCUCCUUUCUUUCUUGUCUUUGCACUUCUCUGGAGCACGAAGCUGCUCCUGAUGCCAAAUAUUUCCUUAGGAAUCAGGGGGUGUGGGAAUGGCACUGGAGUGUUGGCACACAGCUUAUUCCCAGCACUGGCAUGGGGCAGACUGGAACUGGGAUUUAACCUCAGGAAUUCUGCCCCUGAGCCCAGCAGGGCGGCACAUUCCCCGAUUUACCUGGGAGUUAAAGAUCCCUGGGGUUUUGGGAGGUGAUGGCCACGAAUUCUGUGUCAUUUUUUUGGGGCUGUGGAAAACCCCCAGCUCUGCUUUCCCCUCGCUCAGCACCCCCAUUUCUUUUCUCCAAUGGAGAAGCCAAUUAUCCUGCUCUUGUCCUGAUCCAGAGGGAGGAAUUCCCAGCAGCGUUCAUGUCCCCGUGUCCCGUCCCUUCCUUGUCCCCUCCCAGCUGGGAAAAGCAGGAAUUCCAGCAGCCUGACAAGUCCUUCUUUAAUUAGCAGCUGCACCUGAUUUAAAUUCGGAAUUUCAGCCAAUUUCCCCACAAGUUUUGCAGGCUGGCUGUUCAUCCAGGGGCAGAUCCUUGAAUUCAGCCUGUGAUGGUUUUGGUGCUUUUGUUUCUCUCAGAGAGUGUUGCUGCUUUGGGUUGGUUUAAAAAGCUUUUUUUUUUUUCCACCCCUUUUUCUUUCUUUUUUUUCUUUGAAUGUAGAAAAGGGGAAACAGAGUGUUCCCUUCCCUUCUCUUCUUCCCUGCAUGGAUUCAGACACGUUCCAGAUUUUUUUUCUGAGGUGUGCUGGCCAGGAAGAGCUCUGAGAAAGGAAACAACUCAAAACAGGAGUUUUUCCCUUUUUUUCCCUUUUUUUC